AUCAAGAAAUAAUUGAAGAUUCUUAUAAGAACAUGACUGACGAAUUAAAAAUAAAUGAUAACGAAUAUGAUGAAAAUGAAAAAAAUAAUCAACCAAAAAUACACAAUCGUAGUAAAAAAAAUAAAGAACAAAAUACACAUAAUAUUAGACAAACGCGCAGCUCAAAAGUAGUAAGUGUUAUAAGCGAUGAUGAAAGCUAUGAAAAAUAA
Molecule: messenger RNA, 209 nt
Organism: Racocetra fulgida
Lineage: Eukaryota; Fungi; Glomeromycota; Glomeromycetes; Diversisporales; Gigasporaceae
Source: the annotation of a GenBank genome assembly